Solea solea (common sole) is the source of this 5112-nucleotide messenger RNA. It is a transcript of the gene c1qtnf12, whose product is annotated as C1q and TNF related 12. The transcript is spliced from 8 exons. The coding region runs from base 2080 to 3042 and encodes 320 amino acids. Gene Ontology annotation, molecular function: hormone activity. NCBI's taxonomy places the organism in Eukaryota, Metazoa, Chordata, Actinopteri, Pleuronectiformes, Soleidae. The record is from RefSeq and is a predicted model, not a curated record.
UGGGGCCAUGUACCUUUUCAAAUGUAAACAGUGAAGGAAGGGGUUCAGUUCAACGUUAGUAAAAUUAACGUUUGCUAUAAAAUAACAUAGGAAACAGUUAACGUUACGUCAGUGCAAUUUUACAGAAUACAUGAGACUUAUUUUUAUCAAGAUGAAACGCUCCAUGAUUGAUCCUCAGUAUGGUUUUGAAGGCUAACGUUAAACGUCCAAGUGCAACACACGAGGAAGACAAUAACUUCCGGUUCACACAAAUCGGACAAAUUAAAUAUCAAAAUCAAAAUAUAAAUAAAAAACAAUGGUAACAGACAAAGAGAUUAUGUAGAUUAAUAGAUCAACUAUUAAAUGGGUAAAAUACUAAUCAGUAGCUACAAGGUAACUAUACCUUAUUGUUACAUUUGUUAAAUUGAUAGCUAAAAGUAAAGUAGUACAAAUUUAAAUUGUUAUGUGAUGAACAUUCAAAUAUAACAGAUUUUCUGGAAUCCAAAUUAUUUUAAUAGUUUGGAAGGUGCUGGUUAGUUGUGUGUACUUCAGGCUGCUGCCUCUGGGUGGCGCUAUAAUAAAAUGUAAUUCCACAUUUGAAGCAGUCCUCUCAAAAUUUAAGAGGUCUAGAGGUUUGCCCUCAUGAGUGAACAUGGCUAGUUAUCCUUACUAGAGUGAUUCGUUUUCAGACAAAUGAGCUGACUGCAGAGAUACACAGACAGAAAUAACAAUUAUUUGCAAUGUAAGCAAUGUGAAAUUUGAGUGGCUGGUUUCCAAGGGGUAGAUAACACAAGAUAAUGCUUUAAGAUUAUCUGAAAAAAAACUGCAGGGAUUUGUUUCCAUUUCUUAGCUUUGAUUUAAACACUGGGAUUUGGUAGAGUAGGUUAAUAUUGAGCUAUCUUGACAAACUCUCUCAAACAGAUUCACAACUUUAUACAUAUCACACACACAUUCAAAUUGUCUGCCAGAGCUUGUGAGGCUGCCAAUAGUAAGAGGGAAGGGAGUGAGAGCUAGAGAGAGCUAGAGAGAAGAAACAGAAACAGGGAGAGGGAGUGGGAGACGGGGAGAAAGAGUAGCGGGAGGGAGAAAGGGUGAUGAUAAAACUCCACUGUGAUCCCUCCUGUAAGCUCAGUCAGACAGCAAGGGAGCAACUGAGACCAGAGAGACUGGGAGCAACGGAGCAGGCGAGAAGAGACCUGCCACACAUCAAAUCUCAGCACGUGGCCUUGGACUUGUUGAUUUGUUGGGACCAUCAGUAAGCAGCACCUGAAUCGAGUCCUCCAGAAGCAGGAGAGCACACUGCUGUAAAAGUGUGCCUGUGUUUUGUGUAACAAGUGUCAGUUCUUCAAGAAGAAGAAGAAGAAAACGGAUCUGAACUGGACCUCAUCCAUCUCCUCCAGGCCUUUGUUCACUCUGCAUCCCUGCAGGGGGUUGGCGUUCCAAUUGACAGAUUGAUCUACUGAUGAGUGUCCAACUUUUGUGAAAGUUUCAGCUUUUUCGGCACUUUGCAGGAGACUGGAUCCAGAGCUCACUGUAAGAGACAGCAGGGAGAGAACGGUGGGGUGAAGAAGGAGAAUAUUGCCAUCCAUCUCUCAAACUCCCACAGCCCACCCUCAGCUUUGGACGCCCCUCCUCUGCGCCUCUUCUUUUGCCCACUUGUCUCCCCCCUCCUCUCCUCUACACCUCACACCCCAACAGAGCAGAAAGCGUGAAAAAUCUCACUAAUGGGUUUAUUUGCUGUCAGAUCUGUGCCGAUCUGUCAUUCUCUUGGACCGUUCUGCUUGACAAAUUUCAUAGUUGAGUAAGCCUCCUGGCACUGUGUCUAGAGUUUUACCAGUGCCCCUGCAACGUUGUGCUGACUGAGAGCUCAUCAAGAGGGGAGCAACGGUGGUACCACUCAGUCUGACAGUCUCUUGGACAGGGAGUCCCUGAAGCUGCAUUGCUCUGGUCUCCUUCACCCCUGUUGGGACUCCAGUGUGUGUGUGUGUGUGUGAGAGAGCCUUGUAAGCAUCCUCAGCUCCUGUCCAAUCACACAGCUAGUCCAUCACAUAAGGUCCAGUUUAUUCCGGGGAUUCAGUUGCGGAUCAAAGGAGUGUGAAGAUGUGGUGCGGGGCUGGGCCUCUGGCUGUGGUGGCUGCAGUGUUUUGGACUCAGUGUGUCCUACUGGAUGGGGUGGAUGCCAAGAAAGAGAGGAAGAGGCUAAAGGAGACCACCCCACAACACACGGAGACGUACAAUUCAACUCUCUCCAACAGCGAAGAAGUUGGUGAAGGCAUCAAGGUUUCUGACAACCAGCGAGUCGACCCGCUGGGAUCAUGGAUGGACUUUGUCAAAAGACCUGUUGGCAAUUUCCCUGGAAAGUGUCGCAAACGCAAGCGUCCCCUGCCGGGCCCACCUGGUCCUCCAGGUCCUCCUGGCCCACAGGGACCUCCUGGCUCUCCUGGGGCUGAAGUGACUCAGGACGUUCUUCUACAGGAGUUCAAAGAGAUGAUCAAAGAAGCUACAGAGCGGAGAACAGCAGCACUGGAGAGACAAGCCAGUCCCAGCCAGCUACCAACAGCUCUGCUCACCCUGGAGGGGAUGACCUCCUACAGGCGAAUAGAGGAGGCUUUCCACUGCAAGCUCAAGGGGCCUGUGGUGGUGGAUAAGAAGACUCUGGUGGAGCUCCAGAACUUUCAGACACCGCCUGCUAAAGGAGCCUUCCUCAGAGGGUCAGGAAUGGACCAGUCUACUGGGAGAUUCACAGCUCCUGUCACAGGAAUCUACCAGUUCUCUGCUAAUGUCCACAUUGACCACAAUGAAGUGAAGAAGAACAAGAGUCAGCUGAAAGCCAGAGACAAUGUGCGGGUGUUGAUCUGCAUCGAAUCUCUCUGCCACAGAUACACGUCACUGGAGAUGAUUGUCGGAUUAGAGAGUAACAGUAAGAUAUUCACGGUCAGCGUGCACGGGCUGCUGGAGCUGCAGGCUGGGCAGUACACCUCCAUAUUUGUGGAUAACGCCGCCGGUGCUUCCGUAACAAUACAGAACGGUUCAGAUUUCAUGGGCAUGCUGCUUGGCGUAUAGCCCCUCACGAGAGCGAGGCUUCAAACAGUUCACUGCUGCCGUUUUGCUUUUCCAUUUCACACGGACUGCUUGUAAGCACCAUCACACAGAACCAAACCCCAGGGGGGAUUUGAAGGAAGGAAGGCUGACAUUGACUUGACAGCUUGUCAGAUGGUGAAGGACAAUGUGAAAAACUAACGUUUUCUACAGUGCACCACGACUUCCCCUGAGGAACCUGGUCGUCUGUGGCUUCACCAAUAAAAUAACCUGUAUGAAACACAGUUGAAUAUGUGUUUGACUGUAUAUUUCUCAUGAUUCUUGGUCACUGAGCGCUGUGGCUGUAGCCGUGACUAAAUAUCAAUUAUUUUUUUAUGUUCUCUGUAUAGCUGUUGUAAGACCUGGGGAACAUGAAAGAGUGUUCAGUGACACGGUUUUCUGUCUCCAUGAUCUCUUGUAUACACACUCAUGGUUUGUAGUUAUUGUUUUUAUUAAAUCUUACAUUUAAAUUAUAUGGUACAUAGACUCUGUGAGUACACUGGACGAUGGAAAUAUGCUCCACCAACAUUACGGUCAAAGUACAGCCACACAGAGCUGCUAGCAGAGUUGAACGUGUAUGGCGUACUCACACUACAGUGAAUAAACGUGUCUACAGUAUAGUAUUGUGUGUCGUGCAAUGGUUACAGUGGUAAUGUUGCUUGUAGAAGAGACUCAACCUAUUUUUGUAACUGUAAUCUAUAGCUGCAUCUCCACCGACAUACGUAUAUAUAUAUAUAUAUAUAUAUAUAUAUAUACAUAUAUAUAUAUAUAUAUAUAUAUAUAUAUAUAUAUAUAUAUAUAUAUACAUAUAUAUACAUAUAUAUAUAAAGAAAGAUGACGCAGCUCAUGACGUGUUUGGACUUUUGGUAAACCCACUCUCUACAGACUGCACUGUGGACAUUUGUGCAAAAGCUGUUAUUCCAUGUUUAUGUGAAUAUGCCUCGUUGAAAUGUCUUAAACACAUCUGCAUACACCUUUUCACUGUACGGUGGCUUUAAAAGAAUGAUUUUCGCGGGAGGCUCCAGUUUAUUUCUACAGUCCCUUUGUGCUCUCACUUAUUAUCUUGUUUAUUUUUCUGUGUGUCCUUCUCUUCCUGACAUUUAAAUGUUUGUAAUUUAUCGUAGCUGAUUUACCAAUAACUUCGGAAAAGGACUGAAAUUCCAUGUGGUAUUUAUGUGUAACACUCUUGUGGACUGCUGAAACCACAGAUUAUUGCAAGAAUGAAAUUAUAUGUUUUUACUUAUUAUUACCCAUAAUAUUCUGUACUUUAAAAAUUAAACUAUUAAAUAACAUCACCAUUUUGGUCUCUGCACCUAAUAGCAAUGCUUAUUCAUGAAAACUGCACUGAGAUUCAUGUGAUUCCUACGUUGGAUUUGUCAAAACAUGACUUCAUUUACCUGUAAAAUAUUACUGAAUGUUUGAAAACAGAAAACAUCAUUCACUGUUACAUUUUUGUUUUAAAGCUAGAUAGCUGCGGUCCAUCAGCUGCAGCAGAGAAAGCAGAACUUAUUUGCUGUUCUUCAAUAUUAGUUUUGUGGUAUCUAAGGCUUUAAUAACAAGGCUCUAAUAAGGUCUUAGACUUUAUGGCACUAAUGGCUGUAAAAUGAACUUGUCAGCCAACAUCAUUGCAUGGAUAUAAUAUAAUAGAGGCUUCUCACUGAAGCAUUGCUGAGAUGCCAAGUGUCACAUACUGUACCCAAGGAACAACCACAAGAACGUUGCACCCAUGUGCUAUUUCAGCUGCCCAGCGUAUACUGUAGCGCCACUCUCUCAGACAGACAGGACUUGCUUACUGAAAAGCACAACAAACACUUAUUUUUAAACGACAUUUUAGGUAACAUCUUGUAUUCACCCCACGCCUGUGUGUUUAGAAAAUGACAUGAAAAAAAGGAUCAUGAAAAAAGCCCAGCUUUUAUGUUGUUUAAAGUUUCUUUUUUUUGUUUUUUUAAAGUGUCUUUCAACAUGUUUAACGCAGCAGGGAUGAAAGACGACACAUUUCAAAUAAUAUUUGCCUUUUCAUUGCCCAAGAAGCAAGAGAAUGGCACAUACUUGUGA